AUGGACCUAUGUUUGGAUGAUUUACCUUCUGGGAAGGUAUAUAAGGAAUUGAGGGAGAAUGCAGAUAGUAAUUCUUGCAGAUGUACUGGAGCAAUAAGAAGUGAACUGCAGCAUUUUACUUCUAUGGACAAAUAUAAGGACAGAUUUGUAAGGGCUUGUUGUUACGCGCUAACAAUGGGAAAUACAGAGGAACUGUCCUAUAAAAAACACUGUGGUUUUUUAUAUUAUUGGAUAGGUGAUAUAAUUAGGAAGGAACUUACAGAAAUCGAACAUUUUACCUUCUAUAAUGCCAUAACGCUAGUACAUGGUGCACUAAGGAAACUCAAUUUUAAGGAUGCGUGUACGUAUGUAUAUCCCACAAUUAGUAAAGACAUAUUCAGCAAUAUGCGAAUAAUAUAUGAUUAUUCCCAAGACUAUAAAGAUAUAGAGACAUAUAUAGAAAGAAGUGUAAACACAUGUCUCCGAACGUAUAAAAAAUAUGUGGAAGGUGCUGCAGGGGCCUGCACUGCAAUGAACGGAGCAUGCGCUGCAAGAAACACACUAGGGAAGGAGUAUUGUACCCUAUUCCAACAAGUAUGCAGGAAUAAUAAUAAUUCUGGUAGUGGAAAAAUUCCAACACCAUCAGCUCUACUAGCUCAACUGGAACAGAAACUGCUGGAACAACAACAACAGCAGCAGAAUCAGCUCCAGGGAGCAGGAGAAACCUCAGGUCAUAAAGCUGGUGCUGAAGGUCCAGAUAAGCCAAAGGAAGCAGUAGGUAAGUAUAUCCAAAGGAAAAAAAGAAGAAGCAAAAGAGCAUGUCAGAAAAGUGAAGGAAGCAACUACAACCUUGCAGUCACCUUCAUACUGCUAGCACCCAGAACCAUGUUCCUGGUAAAGCUGGUUCUGGUUCACAAGUCCCAACAGAGACAAAGAAACUUGAAGAAGAUGAAGUUAUUCCCACCAGUGGUAAUGGUAUCGUCCCUGGUGUCUCUGCUGCUGGUGGACUUGCCGCAAUAG
This is a messenger RNA of Plasmodium coatneyi, 999 nucleotides long. RefSeq names its product KIR protein. The record is from RefSeq and is a predicted model, not a curated record. The coding region runs from base 1 to 999 and encodes 332 amino acids. Lineage: Eukaryota; Apicomplexa; Aconoidasida; Haemosporida; Plasmodiidae. The transcript is spliced from 4 exons.